Molecule: messenger RNA, 789 nt
Organism: Sitodiplosis mosellana (orange wheat blossom midge)
Lineage: Eukaryota; Metazoa; Arthropoda; Insecta; Diptera; Cecidomyiidae
Gene: mRpL11
Product: 39S ribosomal protein L11, mitochondrial
Exons: 1
Coding region: 131-724 (197 amino acids)
Biological process (GO): translation
Cellular component (GO): mitochondrial large ribosomal subunit; ribosome
Molecular function (GO): large ribosomal subunit rRNA binding; structural constituent of ribosome
Source: RefSeq, a predicted model, not a curated record
UGGAGAUAUUUUGACAGUUGGUGUGGUGAGCUCGUUUCAUAACCUAAGCGUUUCCUCUAUUUUCUUUCUUUGCUAAACUCGUUACCAACCAAUUAUUUUAUCGUGAAUAAAUUUUUGAAAUAAAUUAAAAAUGCCGUUGAAAAUAUCGAGUCGUCUUCGUGCAUUGAAAAAGAUGCAGGAAAAUGUUCAGCACACGAGUCGUUUGCAAACAUAUGUGCCAGCUGGAAUGGCAACUUCUGCACCACCACUCGGUCCGAUGUUGGGUCAACGUAGUAUAAAUAUUGCAAACUUUUGCAAGGAAUUCAACGAAAAAACGUCGAAAAUUAAAAAAGGCCUCCCGUUACCGAUUCGCGCCAAAGCAACAACAGAUAAAUUAUUCGAUUUGGAUAUUCACCAGCCACCAGCCUCAUAUUUCAUUAAGCAAGCGGCUGGAAUUGAUUUGGGCGCAGUGAAGCCUGGACAUGAGAUUGCUGGCAAAAUCACGCUUCGACAUUUGUAUGAAAUAGCCAAAAUCAAACUCCAAGAUCCACCAAAUGCUCUGCUGACCCAUAAACAAAUGUGUGAAAUGUUAGUCGGUGUCGCACGAUCCUGUGGAGUGCAAAUCGUUCGCAAUUUGGACCCAAACGAAUAUGCAAAGUUUCUGGCCGAACGUAAGAUUAUCAUUGCACAACAGAAAGCAGCUCUAGAAGAGGAACGAGAAGCGAAAAUGUUACGCUCUGGUUAAACUAAUUAAAGUUAUAUGUUACUUGUUUACAAUCGUAGAAAAUUAAACGAAAUUUUUGUAAAAUG